CGCACCGUCAUCCCUCUCCUGUCUCUCCUUCCCACCCACUCUAUCUGUUUUUCUCACUCCUUCGACCUCCAUCUUUUGCAAGCGAUAACCGACCCGCACCCCGACGAAGAGGGUUUCGGCGACUCGCGCAUCCGGGGUUCCGAUUCGAGAGGGUAGUGCGCUGCGAUACCUAGUGGGGGAAUGAAAGCGACGAGUGGUAGGGAAAGCCGGAGACGUACAAGGAGGGGGGAUGUUUGACUACUGGCAAACUAGUGAGCAAAGCUCGACUGUCAGUAUUGGGUUAGGUCAGCCCAGAGUAACAUCGUAGCCUCAUGUUCUCAGUUGCACUUGAGUGGAGACAAGAUCCGUUUGUUUACAUGUUAAGAAGAUAGUAAUCAAGUAAGAUAUACGUAUUAUUAUACUUCACGCGGUAUCGCUCAUAUUGUCGGUGUGUAUCGUCGUUAACAAAACUAACUCGCCGUGGAUCGUAAUCGAGCGCGUUGUUCCUCUCGGCGCGAAUAAAAGAAAAGAAAAAAAAAAGACAAGAAAAACAAUUGAAGAUAGCGAUUCGCUUUUGUUUUCGACCGCGCCAUUAACACAUCGCGUCGCGGUGUCACUCUUUCGAUGCAGCUCGUCGUUGCAAGUGAUAUGAUGUGACAAAGAAGAGUGGAUGGAGUGUCAAAGUGACGAGAGCUCGUAGCAUGGAUCGUAGCGUGGCACUGCCUGGUCUUCAGGAGAGGCAGAUUUAUGCAGUUCAGGGCUUUUGUAUGGCCAGCAAUUGGAUAUGAAUGACGAGAAGGAAACCUUCAACAACAACAACAACAACAACAACAACAGCAGCAAUAAUAAUAACAACAACGCAUCGAUGAUGUAUCCUGGAGUGGAAGUGGCUUCAGUGGCAGAAGUUCUUACGCGAACUAAUCUUCUGUCGUGCUUACGAAACCCAAUGGAAAUGGCUAUGAUGGUCACUGCUGCGAACAGAUACGCAACGAUCACUUCGAAUCCGGCACUAUAUAGUCAAAAUUUCCAUCCGACUACUUUAGGCAGCGUUUGGGCGCCGUCGGCCACGUCUUCGCCAUCGGCUACAUCCCCGUCUUCGUCCUCGUCUCGACACUCGCUCGGCAUCACGGUAUCGCCAACGCUCAGUUCAAGGUCCGUAAGCCGGCGCACCAGCAGCACUGAUAGCAGCAUCAACAAUAACAACAACAUUAUGCAACAUAACAAUAUUGUGAAAGUUAACAAGAAACCAGUACCGGUUCCGAAGAGUAAGAAAUCAAGCAAAAAACCGACCAAGGGACAAUCGCCGAAAAGUGGAAACCAGGACAAUGCAGUAGGAGCAAGGAACACGAAGAAGAGGUUUACUUGCAACAUAUGCAAGAAGGAUUUUGGAUACAAACACGUGCUGCAAAAUCAUUCGCGCACACACACCGGCGAGAAACCCUUCCAGUGUCCACAAUGUGAAAAAAAAUUUACCCGGGACCACCAUCUGAAGACGCACUUGCGACUGCACACCGGCGAGAAACCUUACUUCUGCACUUUCUGCGAACGGCGAUUCGUCCAAGUGGCCAAUCUCCGCCGUCAUCUGCGAGUGCACACAGGCGAGCGUCCGUACACCUGCAGGUACUGCGGGGCCAGCUUCAGCGACUCGAAUCAACUGAAGGCGCACGUGCUGAUACACAGCGGCGAAAAGCCAUUUCAAUGCGCGUACUGCGAUCUGAAAUUCAGAAGGCGGCACCACCUGAUGCAUCAUAGGUGCACCAAAAGCGUUGCGAACAGUCGAAGCACGCAGCAGCCGACGGCCUGCGGCCAGGAGAACACCGAGCCUGUCGCCAGCAGCAGUUCUGCGAACACCUUCUGCGAUCUCCCCAGUGCAGUUCCUCUCGAAUUACCGAGCCCCAUUGUCGCUGCUCCGAUACCGAUAAAUCUCUCCGGAUGCGUGACCGCUUUGCCUAUGCAAACUGAGCCCGAGGAUCUAUCUAUGAACAGAUCGCCGAGGCUUAAUUCUCAUAGCAGCAACAGCAACAAUAGCAGUCCGUCGACGAGCAGCAACGACGCCGUCUCCGAGACGAACGACGAAGAGAUCGAGGCCAGCCUGUUCCUACGACAAACUUUCGAUGAGGACGCAGCCAAAUCGGACAGCGACAAUGAAGCCGAUCACGCAUCCUAGUGGAGUUUCAGAUCGAUGACAGACGAACGAGUAGUUCCGUGACAGACAGCGCUUAACGAAUUUGCUUGUGGUCAGUUCGCAACAAUUGCAAGGUGAAAACCGGUCUCGUGUGACACAACUGGAGAGCAAGAGGCGACAUCGGGUUAGGCUUGUGAGAAAAGCGUCGCGAUUAAUCAAGAGACGCCACAGAAGUUUUUUUUUUGUCAGAACCGAAUGUGCACCGAGUAAAAAGUUUUUCUCUUCACACUCUUUAAUCAAUUGGACUAUUAUUUAUUUAUUGCAAAAUGCGAAAAAUGCUCGACUUCUGAAAAGUAAAGAUUAACGUUUCUAUAAUUUCAUUGACUUCAAACUAUGUUACGCGAGAACGAAAGUGAUCUUUAUAUUUAUUUGGGGGAUAAUUUACACAAAGUAUACUUCGAUAUUGCAAAUUGAACUCAUUGAAAUUAUACCGAUUUCAAUCUGUGCUUGAAAUUUUUGUCGACGCAUCGAUUCGCGUCUUUAUUCGCUGAGCAAUUCGUUAUUAUUUCUUAUUGUUCAUAGCGUCGUAAUACGUUCCUUAGUUACUAUCGUUUAGUGUUUGGUUAGGUUUUAGAUAGAUUCAUUCGUCUUGAGCUUUGUCUCUCCGAGAAAUAAGGACAGAGCUCAAAAUGAAUUCGAAUUUAAUUGCGACAGUCGAUUUUAACCUGGUCCGCAAUAAUAUAAUUAUAUGGUCGAGAAUAACGGAUACAAAGUGCUGCUUUUGUUCCUAACGUUUGGCAUCGAUCACGUCGCGUGUUACCACAAGUUGAGAAAGUUCGAAAUGGAAUAAAUCAUUUGAUUUCUGCUUGGCGUAACGCGCGGCACUCCGCGCGAUGUUAAAUGCAAGAGUACCUUGAGAAAUAUUGAUUCCUAGUUAAUGGUUGUUAGUUCCGAGCGAUAUUUUAGUUUAUGUUUCCACCGUUCCUACAUGUGCAGCUCUCAGACCAGCUGUCUGUUUCUUUUUUUCUUUUUUUUUAAUAUCCCUAGAAGCAAACCGGAGUUAUAGUGAUGAAACCUAAGAUAUCGACGAGGUGAAGAACCAUGCGUCAAGUACCUAUCGUAUUAGAGUUAUUGCUUGUCCUACCUACUGUCGUAAUCAUUAUUGUUGUUGUCUUCUUAUUCUUAACGUGCAAAAACUGUGUACACAUAUAUAUUUGUGUCGAGUAUAGUUGUAACGUACUAAUACAUUGUGUGCUCGAAUUGGGAUUGCAUUGUACGGAUGAGAAUGGCACACGAUAAAAUGUAAAACUAAAAUGUAAGGAAUCAAAAUACGUAAUUAUCAACAUAGAAAAAUUUCGAGAAAUCAUUCAAUUAAAAAUUUCAAUUGAAAAGAUACGAUUAAAAAUAAAAUAAAUGACCGGACGUCUAUGUAUUAUAUGUAUAAUGAAUUAUAUAUAUAUAUACAGACAUUUAUAUGUAUAAUUUUGUUAUUAACAAGGAAUGAUGGAAUUUUAUAAUGACAAUGACAGAGUUUUAUAAGAUUACCAACCGACAUUUCUAAAUUAAACACCGUUAUUACAUAUAUUAACAUAAUUAAUUAGUUUUCUCGUAACAAAUACAGAUUUUUUUUCACUUAAUCUGAUUAUUGCCAUAUAAUUGUGAAAGAUUUAAUUUAGUUUUUAAUACAAUAAUAAUCAGAUGCGAUUUAAACUCUGAUAUUUAACGAUGAAACUGAUAUUUUCUCCACUUCCUUACAUUUUAUUUCCAUCUUUUUCGAUAAAAAUACGAACAAUUCAUUGAUUGAAUUUUAUAUCGAAUAAGAUAAGCUUCAAGCAACUGUAGAGUUUUUCAAAACACAAAUUUUUUCGUGGCUUUAACCUCCGUACUAUCUAGCCCAAUCGCUCGAAUACUCGAUAAAAUGUACCUAUGAUUAUGUAUACUUCUUUGUAUCUAUAUGUAACGAAAUCGAUAUAAUUUUGUACAGCAAAUCGCAAUGCGCGCAAAUUCGAGUACGUGCGAAUCUACGUUAGUAGUAAUAUCAAUUUCCGCAUUGACGGGACACGCGCGCAACAAUAACCGUCUCGCAUCCGCUCGAAUUCUCGCGCACGUAACGAGACACGGUACAAAUUCAGACCUUACGCCUACGAUUAAAUUAAUAACACAGUCUCACAAAAUAAUAGGUAAUAAUAUCGAUGAUGCUAUAGCGAGAUGCAUGGCCACUCGACGCACUUGAUUGUUUGUCGCGACGUUAUUUAUCGCGUUCAAUGUAACGACGAUUAUUAAUUACGAACGGUGAUCGUUUUCGACAAUUCAUGAAUUGCCGAGUUAUACUGAAUUCUCGAAAGCGAUAUCUCUUUGCGUAGCACGCAACGUAACAUAUCGUCGUUUAACGCUUGAUACGCAACGUGCUGCGCGAACAGCAGACCAGUGGCACUGAAUGUAUACUAUGAAACUGACACUACCUCACCAGACACCUAAUAUAUCUCAACCACAAGACUGAUUUUAAAUAAUAUUCCUAUAAAUAAGAUAAAAAGAGAAAAGGGAAUGAGAAAGGGGAGAAGUAAUAGAUAAGAUUGUCUAAAUGCGUAUUAAAGAGAAGGAUGUUGUUCGUACAAAUAUGAAUAAAUCGUUUUGUAAGUAAUCCGCGUCUAGGAAAUAAUACUAACUGUAAUUAUCAUUAUUACUCUAUUGCUGCCAAUUUCGAAUUCCUAUUGUGAAUAAGAGAAAAACAAAAACGGAACCCUUUAUAUCGUACAUGUUUACUCGUAACUUCAUACCCCAAUCUUUGCAAUUACAUAUAUUAGUAAUCAGUUAUAGAAUGUUCCGAAUUGACUACUGCGUCAAACUAUUUUUAUUAUUAAAUCUCACUGUUUAAUCGUU
This is a messenger RNA of Linepithema humile (Argentine ant), 4984 nucleotides long. The record is from RefSeq and is a predicted model, not a curated record. Lineage: Eukaryota; Metazoa; Arthropoda; Insecta; Hymenoptera; Formicidae.